Molecule: messenger RNA, 2248 nt
Organism: Danio aesculapii
Lineage: Eukaryota; Metazoa; Chordata; Actinopteri; Cypriniformes; Danionidae
Gene: mybpha
Product: myosin binding protein Ha
Exons: 14
Coding region: 28-1611 (527 amino acids)
Molecular function (GO): protein binding
Source: RefSeq, a predicted model, not a curated record
AGCCCUGUUGAGUUUCCCCCAAGCGUCAUGCCCGCCAAACCAGCACCUAUCAAAAAAUCAGCCAAGAAGGCUGCUGAGAAAGAGGAGAAGCCCGCAGAGCCGGCGCCCGUUGCCGAGACAGCUCCAGUCGAGGCGCCUCCUGCUGAAGCUCCUCUGGUAGAAGCUGCAGCUCCAGUGGCCGUGGAGGAAACUACACCCGCUCCAGAGGCACCUGCUGCUGAAGGCCCUGCUGAGGAAACUGCUCCUGCCGCUGAUGCUCCAGCUGAGGCUGCUCCUGCUGAACCUGCACCUGUAGAAGAGCCACCAAAAGCCCCUACACCACCUCCUCCAGCAGUUCCCCCUAGUGCCCCUCAAGGCCUCAGUGUGGACGAUGUCAACGAUAGCUCAGUCACUCUGAAGUGGAGAUCCCCAGAGAACAUUGGCUCUGGACUGGAUGGAUACACUGUGGAAUACUGCAAGGAAGGAUCUUCUGAAUGGGUGAUUGCCAAUACCGAGCUUGUCACUUCCAACCGGCAUGUCAUCAGAGGACUGACAACUGGGGACAUGCUUAACAUCCGUGUGGUGGCUGUGAAUGCUGGAGGCCGCAGUGAGCCUGUUGUCCUGCCUCAGCCCAUUCCAGUCCGAGAGGUCAUGGAUCGGCCCAGGAUCCGCAUGCCCCGUGCCCUGAGGUCCAAAUACGUCAGGCAUGCUGGAGAACAGAUCAAUCUUGUCAUCCCAUUCAGUGGCAAACCUAAACCUGUCAUAUCAUGGACCAAGAAUGGCCAGCCUUUGGAUACGAAGAAGGUGAAUGUCCGAAACAGCGACAAGGAUAGCAUUCUGUUUAUCCGCAAGGCUGAGAGAGAUGAUUCCGGCAGCUAUGAGAUGAGCGUGAAGGUCGACAGCUUCGAGGACAAGACUACCCUCAUAAUUCAGAUUGUCGAUCUGCCUGGUCCUCCAGUCUCGGUCAAGCUUGUGGACUCUUGGGGCUUCAAUGCAGCUCUGGAAUGGACUCCGCCUAAAGACAGCGGCAACACAGAGAUCACGGGAUACACCGUUCAGAAGGCUGACAAGAAAACUGGAGAGUGGUUCACGGUUCUGGAGCACUUUCAUAGGUUGAACGUUACUGUCACCGACCUUGUGAUGGGAAAUGUAUACACCUUCAGGGUUUUUUCUGAAAACAUGGUCGGAAGGAGCGAGAGUGCCACUGUUACAAAAGAUGCUGCUCGUGUUAAGAAAACAGUCCCGGCUGAGGUUGUUGUCCCCCUUUCUGUAGGCAUUGUCUACAAGCCACUUGAGUACAAGGAACAUGAUUUCAGUGAGGCUCCCAAGUUUACAGCCCCCCUCAAAGACAGAGCUGCCACUGUGGGCUACACUGCCAAACUACUGUGUGCAGUCCGAGGCAGUCCAAAGCCCAAGAUCGAGUGGCUAAAGAACCAGAUGCUCCUAGGAGAUGAUCCUAAAUUCAGGCAGAUCAACAACCAAGGAGUGUGCUCUCUCGAAAUCCGUAAACCAUCCAGCUUUGACGGCGGUGUCUACACUUGCAGGGCCAAGAAUGCUCUCGGUGAGGCUACAGUUGCCUGUAAGCUGGAGGUCAAACAGGUGACCAUCCAAGAGGAAAAAGACAAGAAAUAGGUUGAUGUGCACAGUUCUCUUGUUAAGGAGCAGCAGGACACGAUGUGAAAGAAAACUAAACAAUGAUGUUUACAGUGGUGCAGGAGGAUGAGCUGUUGUGUGCUCAAUAAUACAGUCUCAGCGUUCUCAACAAAGACUCAACAAAACACAUGAAACAAAGGAUAGUUUCCUGUUUUACUAGAAAAGCUACAGCGCCAUGUUAGUUAUGGCCUAAAAAAUGUUUUUUUUUGUUUUGUAUUUCUUGCAUGUAUUAGUUGUCUGUACCUGUUUCUAAUGAAAUCUCUGUGUCAUUGAGAAUUUAAUAAGCACAGUUCUUGCAACCAUAUAAAAUGUACAAAAUUAGCAUAUUGUGCUUUUCAUGUUUUAAUUAGAUAUAAUGCUGCAGUAAACAACAACAACAACAAUGUAUGCGAUAUUGUAUGUCAAAUCAUGUUUAAAUUGAGCUUGAACAGUGUUGAACUGAUAUUGUAGUCACUGGUCUGUUUGUAAUACACCAGCAGGAUGGCUAAAUUAAUGGUCAUGAAGGGAAUAUUUAUGAAGAUGGUAUGUGGUCUUCACAGCCCAUAUACUGGUUUUAAAUAUAAUUGUAAACAGGCUUUAAUUGACACCCUCACCAAAUAAACUUCAGAUGAAACCA